AUGGCACCUUCGGUCGCCAGCGCACAGGCGCACACAGGCGGGCGCGCAUCCAAAACCGAGCGCAUCAAACACGAGCACCAGCACGAGCUCCUCAACCGCACCACUCGCACUGUCAAAAGCGAGCCCACCGACCGCAUCAAAACCGAGCGUUCCGAUGGCAUCACUCGCAGCGUCAAACUUGAGAUCCUCGAGCCGCAACAACGCAGUCGCUACACUCGCUACAAGCGCAAUCCCUUCAUCGCACCACCGCCAUUCUCAGGACAAGGCAAGAGCAGUGAUACAGAUGAGCUGCCCUACUCGGAUUGGAAGAGCCAGAUGAGCACGUACCUCACGUACGACCGCCUCAUCCCCGAUAUGGGUCGCUUCACGAGCAGCGCAGAGGUUUUCACCGCGAUGGACGACUCGUGGGGUGACCACUUCCUUCGUCAGCGGAAGAGGAGCGAGUUUGGUGCACUGCAACAGGACGACAACGAGGGCUUCAGCGACUUCUGCGCUACGUUCGACGCCUACCUGCCAUACCUCGACCUGAAGGACGACCGCAAGAAGGAGGAAUUGCGCGACAAGCUGAAUGCCACCUGCGCAGCAGAGAUCCGAGGCAAGCGAUUCAACACCCUCAAUGAGAUGCGUGACCAGCUCCGUGUCUUCGAGGUGGAACACCGUGAGAAGCACCAGCAUCAGCACUAG
Molecule: messenger RNA, 684 nt
Organism: Zymoseptoria tritici IPO323
Lineage: Eukaryota; Fungi; Ascomycota; Dothideomycetes; Mycosphaerellales; Mycosphaerellaceae
Exons: 3
Coding region: 1-684 (227 amino acids)
Source: RefSeq, a predicted model, not a curated record